UUUGAGGUACGUGUGUCAACAUAAGUUUUUGAUUUAACCUCAUUUAACCUUAAAUUUCGUUUUAUCUGGUUUCUGUGUUCUUUUGAAUCAGUUGUAAUUUGAAAUGCAGAAACUAUGUCGAGAAUAGUUGAGUCUUUGAAAAAAUUAAAUGUCGAAAACGACGCGGAGUCAUACCGACAAGACAAUGAUAGGAUCAACAAGAAGGUCGAAUUGUCGCUAUCACUGGAAGAAAGAGUGUCACUCAAUCAGAAUGACUACAUAUUAUCUGUUUAUGGAACCCAAAGUGAGCCAGAAUUUAGGAUUGGAGCAGCAUUGUCAGAUCACUCUUGCAUAAUAUAUUCUGUUGGCGAAUCUUUGAACCGAAUGAUUAUGCUAGACCAUAAUCAAUCACCCAUCGUAGGAAUUAAGUUCAGUCCUAUUUCUAAAAAUGUAUUAUAUAUCGCAACUAACGAUGGAUUAAUUACAGCGUGUGAUUUGCGUGCUAAGGGAAAGGUUGUGGCAGAAUUUAAAGAUAAUACAGAAAAUGGCAAAAUAAAACCUUUAGCUAGCUUUGACCUUAGCUGUGAUGAAAGGCUCAUAGUUGGUGGGACAGAGCACACGAGUGGAGAUGCAUUUAUUCUGUUUUGGGACAUAAGACAAAGUAAUUCAAAACUAGAAAAUAAAAACAAUCUCCUUGGUGGAUAUUGGGAAUCGCAUAUGGAUGAUAUAACUUGUCUGACCUUUCAUCCUGUCAAGCGAAAUGUUUUGGUAUCUGGUAGUACAGAUGGUUUGAUGAAUAUAUUUGACCUGACACAAUCCUCAGAAGAUUUGGCUUUAACUUGUUCUUUAAAUACCGAAUCAUCCGUGGAUAGACUGGGUUGGUUAACUGAUGAUUCUCUAUGGUGUACAACACAUACACAAACGUUACAGUUAUGGGAAUGUGAAGGUGCUAGUGCAUAUGCAACAUUUGCGCGUAGUGAUUUAGCCAUGUCACAAAAUGAUGAUCCUGAUAAUUGUUACUUGGUAAGAUUCCAUGCCACUAAUGCUUUUGGACAACCAUUCGUAUUAGCGGGUUCUAGCACAGUUAAAGGGGAAAAUCUAAAAUGCUUGAAUAUUAAGAAGAAUCGUUUGGAAACAUAUUAUGAAAUUGUAGGGAAUAAACAAAUAGUACGGGACAGCUGGAUGCAUGAGAAGAGUGGAAGCUUGGUGACAGUUGGUGAGAAAGGUACUGUCAAUAUUUGGCGACAAAUGGAAUCGUCGAUACAGCAAAAUUCAAGUCAUAAGUUGUUAACUAAAAUUGGAACUGAUCGUGAUCGGCAUCACAGAACUAAACCCUAUUAAAAUAAACAUUUAGGAAAAAAAUAUAUUAAUGCGGAAAAGUUUUGCCAUAAAGUGAUUGUAUCACAGCGGAAUUGGAACAAUGAACAAAGUAUCAUAAUUGUAUAUUUCCCUCACAUUCUUCUUUAUUACAAUAACAGUUGUAUGUACAUUUAUAAUAAAUAGGUAUUAUUUGUUUAUGCGAUUA
Atta colombica is the source of this 1504-nucleotide messenger RNA. RefSeq names its product WD repeat-containing protein 89. Gene Ontology annotation, molecular function: protein binding. The record is from RefSeq and is a predicted model, not a curated record. NCBI's taxonomy places the organism in Eukaryota, Metazoa, Arthropoda, Insecta, Hymenoptera, Formicidae. Bases 115 to 1320 code for a protein of 401 amino acids. The transcript has 7 exons.